AUGGAAACUGGGUUGAACUCAGAAUCACAUAACAAAAGAGGUGCCAGUGUUGAACCCAAGGUGGGACCUUUUGUUCCUAAAACUGAUCGCAACCCAAGAGAUUUACGUUCAUGGGCCAAGAGAACUGGUUUUGUUUCUGAUUAUUCAGGUGAAGCAGGGACUAGUGGAAGUGAAAAGUUUGAAUCUUUUCAACCGAGAGGAAGAGGGUCUUCAUCUUCUCCUAAGAUAGAGAUAGAUCCGGUUUUGGGGAGGAUGAGAGACAAUAGGGGAGUUGAGAUCGAGCCAGCUUUACAUGGAGGAGUUGGUUUGGAAGAGAGUGUGAGAAAAGAGAAUGAGACUGACAGUGACAGGAAAGUCGGUUUUAGAGGGAAUGGUAAUGGUGGGAAUGGCCAUGGAGUAUCUGCGGUUGCUCCAGUGACAGAGGAAAAGGAUGAGGAAGAGAAUGUGGUACAUGAUGAAGUUAAGGUUAAUUUGUAUGAUGAAGAAGGAGUGGAACCUUUGGAUGGUGGUUGGAAGGGACCAUCAGAACUGAAGUGUGGACUUAUGGAAAAUCCGGGUUUUGUAUCUCUUAUCUAUUAUGGCUUACAACACUAUCUAUCAUUGGCUGGUUCACUUGUAUUGAUCCCAUUAGUCAUGGUACCGGUUAUGGGUGGAACCGAUAAGGAUACUGCUACUGUAAUUUCUACAAUGUUGUUUCUUUCUGGCAUCACAACGAUACUUCACGUUUACUUUGGGACCCGAUUGCCUUUAGUUCAAGGGAGCUCAUUUGUGUAUUUAGCACCGGCGUUAGUCAUUAUAAAUGCUCAAGAAUAUCGGAAUCUUACAGAACAUAAAUUUAGGCACAUAAUGAGAGAACUUCAAGGUGCUAUAAUUGUUGGUUCGAUAUUCCAAUGUAUCUUGGGAUUUAGUGGCUUGAUGUCUAUCCUACUCAGGUUAAUCAACCCAGUUGUGGUUGCGCCGACUGUUGCUGCUGUAGGUUUAGCAUUCUUCAGUUACGGUUUUACACAGGCUGGCAUUUGCUUGGAAAUUUCUGUUCCACAAAUAGCACUGGUUCUAUUAUUCACUCUGUAUCUCCGAGGAAUAUCUAUCUUUGGACGCCAUUUAUUUCGAGUUUAUGCUGUUCCGUUGAGCGUAGCAAUAGUUUGGAUAUACGCAUCAUUUUUAACAGCCGGGGGUGUAUAUAAUUACAAAGGAUGCAAUCCUGAUAUACCGAGUUCAAACGUUCUUACAGAAGUGUGUAGAAAGCAUGUGUAUACCAUUCAACAUUGCAGAACUGAUGUUUCCGAUGCAUUGUCUACUGCGGCAUGGGUCAGAAUUCCUUAUCCUUUACAAUGGGGUUUCCCUAUUUUCCACUUUAGGACUUCCAUAAUCAUGGUCAUAGUGUCACUCGUUGCUUCAGUAGAUUCAGUUGGAACUUAUCGUACCGCGUCUCUUCAAGUUAAUUCAAGGCCUCCAACUCCAGGAGUUGUAAGCCGAGGAAUUGCCCUGGAGGGUUUCUGUAGUAUAUUGGCCGGUCUUUGGGGUUCAGGUACUGGUUCAACGACUUUGACAGAAAAUGCGCACACAAUUAACAUCACAAAGGUGGCAAGUAGGAAGGUAGUGGAACUUGGAGCAGUUUUCUUGAUCCUGUUCUCAUUUAUAGGAAAAGUGGGUGCCCUUCUUGCUUCUAUUCCACAGUCAUUGGCUGCUGCGGUACUAUGUUUCAUGUGGGCUCUUACGGUAACAUUGGGUCUAUCAACUUUACAGUAUGGUCAAUCCGCCAGUUUCAGGAACAUGACAAUCGUUGGCGUGGCGUUGUUCCUUGGUAUGUCCAUUCCAUCUUAUUUUCAACAAUAUCAACCCGAAUCGAGUCUUAUACUGCCUAGUUAUCUGGUUCCGUAUGCGGCAGCAUCAAGUGGACCAUUUCAUUCAGGCCUUAAACAACUUGAUUUUGCGAUCAAUGCUCUUAUGUCCAUGAACAUGAUGGUUACACUGUUGGUGGCAUUUCUACUGGACAACACUGUCCCGGGAAGUAAACAAGAACGGGGAGUGUACGUAUGGUCGAAAGCUGAAGACAUUGCCGCAGAUGCCUCGCUGCAAUCUGAAUAUUCGCUGCCGAAGAAACUUGCAUGGUGUUGCUGUUGGUUAAAGUGUUUAGGAGUCUAA
This is a messenger RNA of Lathyrus sativus (Indian pea), 2145 nucleotides long. Lineage: Eukaryota; Viridiplantae; Streptophyta; Magnoliopsida; Fabales; Fabaceae. The record is from the annotation of a GenBank genome assembly.